AUUAUGGCUGCAGCAAAGCCUUCAAAUCAAAUGGAUUUUACAUCACCUGGAAGCAAUGCCGAAUCACCUGGACCCAUGGAACAACUGCAGUCUUCCCCACCUUUGUCACGAAUUGGUCUUAACACGAACAAGGCUGGCAUGGAGGGUCUGGACAAGACCAAAAUUGACCAAAUCAUCAUCCAGGCUUCCAAGGGGUCCAAGUACUACGAGAACGAGCUCCAAAAGGAAAGAAAAGUUAAAGAAAAAAUUGAUACCAUGCUCAAGGAGUUAAAACAGCUGAGUCCAUCCGCAAUAGAAACUUCAGUAGCUGCUAGUGACAAUGAUAUUGCAACCAUUGAGCUAAGGAGAGACUUAAAUCAUAUCAUAGUUCAUGUUGAUAUGGAUGCAUUUUAUGCAGCUGUAGAGAUGAGAGAUGAUCCCUCACUUUUGAACGUACCCAUGGCUGUUGGAGGCCAGUCCAUGCUAAGUACUUCGAAUUACCUAGCUCGCAGGUAUGGAGUAAGAGCGGCCAUGCCAGGCUUCAUAGCUAAGAAACUUUGUCCUCAGCUUGUUAUUGUCAAGUCUCACUUUAGCAAGUACCAGGAGGUGAGUCAAACUGUGAGAGAAAUACUCUCCAACUAUGAUCCACUCUUCUCUUCCGUUGGCCUUGAUGAAGCAUAUUUAGACAUAACGGAAUAUGUGACGGAAUUAAUGAGGGGAAAGGAGGAACAAGUGCCAGUUGAAGAAGAGAAUAGGGUCACUCAGAGUUUUGGUGAUUCAUCAGUUGAGAAUGCUGAGUCUUUGAAGCAUAGCUUAGUUCAUCAAACUGAUACAAAACUGAUUCAAAUUGAUCCAGAAUCAUCUCAAGAAACUGAUGCAAAAUUGCUUCAAAUUGACGAUCCAGAAUCUUACUCUACUGAUAUGAAAUCGCAGCACGGUAGUAAUGAAUCACUCAAUGAUACUGAUUCACAUCAGAUUGAUGAUCUAAUUUGUGAUUCCGAUCAAUGCCUUCCCAAUAGUUACUGGGAAUGUGCCGAGAAGGUAGUUAGCGAAAUCAGAGAGAGAAUACAUUUAACUACCCAGCUAACAGCUAGUGCUGGGAUUGCUUCUAAUAAGAUGCUGGCUAAAAUUGCAUCAGACAUGAACAAACCGAAUGGGCAGUACAUGAUCCCACCAUCAAGGGAAAAGAUACUGGAAUUUAUUAGGAAGCUACCAAUCAGAAAAGUUAGUGGGAUUGGAAAGGUGACCGAGAAAAUGCUGAAUGCCCUGGGGAUUGUCACAGGUGCAGAUAUUUAUGAUAAAAGAGGUCUUCUGAGGCUCAUGUUUUCCAAGUGUUCCUAUGACUAUUUUAUGAAUAUUUGUCUUGGUAUAGGGUCCUGUACAGUCCACAGUGAGUGGGAGAGAAAGAGCAUCAGUACAGAGAGAACAUUCCCUGAUAUUUGGAAGCCAUCUGAACUCUUUCAAAAGUGCCACAAGUUAUGCUAUUCACUGACAGAAGAAGUUGAAGAGAGCAAUAUUAAGGGAAAGACUGUGACAUUGAAACUGAAGACUAGUGCUUUUGAAGUGAAGCAACGCUCUAUGACUUUCCCCAAUCCUAUAAGCUCCUUUGCUGAUAUUCACAAAGCAGCAAGGAUCCUGCUAGAAACAGAAAUGAAGAACAAUUCUCAACUAAAACUCCGUUUAAUGGGAGUUAGAUUAUCUAGUCUUGAAGGAACCAGUAAAUCCCCCAGUAAAAAGAGAAGCACAAGUGCAGCUGCAACUGUAUCACUGGACAGGUUCUUUUCACCGGAGGAGAAAGAGUCAAGUACCAUGGAAAGUAAAAGAGUCAAGAUGUCUGAGGAAGUUCAAAGAAAUUCGGAAGAUGGUUUCGAAACAAAGAUGUCUGAGGAAGUUGAAGGAAGUUUGGAAGAUGGAUUCGAGACCUCAUCAAUUGAAAUGAAAACAUGUUUAAAGUGUCCUAUAUGUAAUAAAGAUGUACCUGGUGAUAAUGCUGCACUGAACCUACACGUUGAUGAGUGUCUUAACCAGUCCGCCAUUGAAGAGAUGUCUAUUGAUCCUGUUGAUGUCAGUAGCUGUAGCUCUACUGGUAAUAAGAGUUUUGAAUUGCUGCAACAGCCUUCCAUAAGCAAGACCACAAGUAAAUUGGCUACUCCAUUAUCAAGAAGCACGAUAAAGAAGUCACAGAGAACUGGCAAACAGAAUUCAAAAGGUGGUUCUACUAGAAAAGGAAAAGCUGCCGUUUCGACACCAGUCAAAUCACUCAAAUCAUUCUUUGUUUAGACAUUAGACAGCACAAUUAUUGUAAUAAUGUAAUGAUAAUGUGAUAAUUUCAAUAAUAGAAGUCAUGUUGAUGUGUCACAAAA
Messenger RNA from Amphimedon queenslandica, 2342 nucleotides. Its product is annotated as DNA polymerase kappa-like. Gene Ontology annotation, biological process: error-prone translesion synthesis. NCBI's taxonomy places the organism in Eukaryota, Metazoa, Porifera, Demospongiae, Haplosclerida, Niphatidae. The transcript has 9 exons. Gene Ontology annotation, molecular function: DNA-directed DNA polymerase activity; damaged DNA binding. Gene Ontology annotation, cellular component: nucleus. Bases 4 to 2259 code for a protein of 751 amino acids. The record is from RefSeq and is a predicted model, not a curated record.